This is a messenger RNA of Nicotiana tabacum (common tobacco), 726 nucleotides long. NCBI's taxonomy places the organism in Eukaryota, Viridiplantae, Streptophyta, Magnoliopsida, Solanales, Solanaceae. The record is from RefSeq and is a predicted model, not a curated record.
AUGGAGUGUGUGACAAUAAUAUCCUAUUCUCUUGUACUGAAUGGAGGAUUUACUAGACUUUUCAAUGCAAAGAGAGGUAUAAGACAUAGAGAUCCAAUGUCUCCUUACCUCUUUGUGAUUGCAAUGGAGUACUUGCAGAGGGAGAUGAAUCAACUUGCUAUGCAGAAGGAAUUCAAAUUUCAUCCAAAGUGCAAGAAGGGUGACACACAAUCAGUUACUAUAAUGCAGGAGACCUUUAAAAGGUUCUCCAAUGCAUCAGGAUUACAUGCAAGUGCAGAAAAGAAUUCUAUUUAUACUGUUGGUGUAGCACAACAUAUAAAGGAACAACUGAUUGAGUGUAGAGUCCAGCUCAUAAAAUUAGUGUUAUUUGGAAUACAAACGUAUUGGGCUAAAAUUUUCUUACUGCCAAAGAAAAUCAUGAAGAUGAUAGAGACUAUAUGUAGAACCUUCUUAUGUACUGGCUCAACUGAUUACUCCAGGAAAGCACUGAUUGCAUGUGAUAGAAUAUGUCAACCUAAAGCUACUGGUGGUUUGAAUGUGAUUAAUAUGAAUAUAUGGAACAAAGCAGCUCUAUUAGAGCACCUUUGGGCUUUGGCUAUAAAGAAGGAUACUUUAUGGAUUAAAUGGGCUCACAUAUACUACAUAAAAAACAUGCCUCUUGAUGAGGUAAACACACCCAAAAACAGCAGCAUGGGUGGUGAGGAAGAUCAUAGAGGCAAAGGGUGA